Molecule: messenger RNA, 4230 nt
Organism: Colletes gigas
Lineage: Eukaryota; Metazoa; Arthropoda; Insecta; Hymenoptera; Colletidae
Gene: GLS
Product: glutaminase kidney isoform, mitochondrial
Exons: 10
Coding region: 871-2736 (621 amino acids)
Biological process (GO): L-glutamine catabolic process
Molecular function (GO): glutaminase activity; protein binding
Source: RefSeq, a predicted model, not a curated record
UGGCAAAAAAAUUAUUAGAUCUCGAGAUAUUUUCGAAAAAUGUCUCCCUCGACCAACUAGGAGUAUUAUUUAGUUUAAUGAAUAUCUUUUAAAAUAUGAAGAACUUAAUUGAUUUUCAACAAAAUAAUUAUUGCCUAUUGAUUUAAAAAUAAUCGUAUUCAAAUCUGAAGAAAAGAAACAAGUAUGUAAGGUUGAUUUUUUAAGUUGAAGAUUGUUAUCUGACUUGGCGGAAACUGAGAAAGACAGGAUGAUAAAAUGCAUACGUUUUAGAAGAAUUAGGAAGAUUAGAUGGUACAGUGACAAAUAGGUUACACACAGCCUGUUAUAGUUUGUCCUUAGUUAUGCAAUGAAACCACCAGCAACGUUUCUUGAGAUUUUCAAUUAACGAAAGCGUUCAUCGCCAGAAAUAUUAAAGAUCACCGGAAAGAAUUGUAUUCUGCACAAACUGCUAAUUACUUGUUGACACCUACGCCAUUUUUAGCUUUUAUUCUCUAAGGGGGGUCGUGGUUGAUGUGUUGCAACCAAUAUAAAGACACGUUCUUCGUUGAUUUUACACACAUAGAAUCGCGAGGAAACGCCAGCAUAGAUCGUCUAAAAACAUGUUUAAGAUUAUCGAUCAUCUCCUAAGUGCUUAAACUAUCGAGUAACUUUUUCUGAAAACGAGAUGCGCGAGUUAAUCGAAAACAUCGAUUCGAGAGCAAAGUGACGCGAUUUAUGUAACGUAUUUUUCGUGAGUGCAAGAAGUAUAGUUGAAAUCUUGACUAUCAGUUAUUAAAAAACGUUCGAAAUUCUGUUUUACCGAGACCGGUAGAUUUUCACUAGUUUAUCUUCAAAGAAGAAAGAAACUGUAAGUCUGUUCGAUAGUCGACGAUGAAAGCAAAGGACGAAAUCAUCGUUGUGCCUCGCAUAAGCAAGAAUGUUUCAACGGAGAACAUGGAAUUAGUCCCGGCGGACGUUUCCUCGGAAUACUCGAUCAGAUCAAAGAUCGCGUGCUCGAUUUGGCUAGAAAAGAAAGGUUACAAGUCGAAAAGGAUGCUGGCGCGAUUCCUUAGUACCAGAGACCAGGACCAGGCGACGAACGUGGAGGAUGUGCUGUUCGACAUGUUCAAAAACGAAGAAACUGGUCUUUUACCAGUCGGCAAAUUCCUGGCCGCUUUGAGGACGACCGGUUUACGAAACGACGAUCCCAGACUUCAAGAAUUUUCGGACAAUUUGCGGAAAGAACACCUAAAAAGCGGGGGCCACGAGGGUGUCUCGCACGAGACGCAGAAAUUGAGCAAGGAACAGUUUAGAAGGGUCAUAAAUCCUAACAUAGUAUUGAUUUCACGAGCAUUUAGACACCAGUUCAUAAUCCCGGAUUGGUCAGGCUUCACGAAACACAUAGAGGACUUUUAUUGGAAAUGCAAGUCAAACUCGGAGGGCAAGGUUGCCUCUUACAUUCCCCAACUGGCUAGAAUGAAUCCGGAUUACUGGGGUGUCUCUGUGUGCACGAUCGAUGGACAGAGGUUCAGCAUUGGGGACACGUCUAUUCCAUUCACAUUACAGAGCUGUAGCAAGCCCCUGACCUACGCCAUUGCUCUGGACAGGUUGGGACAGGAAGUCGUUCACCAAUAUGUCGGCCAGGAACCGUCCGGGCGGAACUUUAACGAAUUGGUACUGGAUUAUAACAAGAAACCCCAUAAUCCUAUGAUCAACGCUGGGGCGAUACUGGUCUGUUCCUUGCUGAAGUCUCUGAUAAAGCCUGAGAUGACUCUGGCGGAAAAAUUCGACUUCGCGAUAAAUUAUUUUAAGAAGCUGGCCGGCGGAGAGAACCUCGGUUUCAACAAUGCGGUCUUUCUAUCUGAACGAGAGGCUGCUGACAGGAAUUACGCUCUUGGAUUUUACAUGAGGGAGCACAAUUGCUAUCCUGAUAAAACGAAUCUGCGCGAAAUAAUGGAUUUCUACUUUCAAUGCUGCUCCAUGGAAGCAAACUGCGACACAAUGUCGGUGAUGGCGGCUACGUUAGCCAAUGGCGGUAUAUGUCCCAUCACCGAGGAGAAGGUCCUGAAACCUGACAGCGUUCGAGAUGUCCUGAGCCUGAUGCACAGCUGUGGCAUGUACGACUACAGUGGCCAAUUUGCGUUCAAGGUUGGUAUACCAGCGAAAUCUGGGGUUUCUGGAAGCCUAUUGGUAGUUAUUCCAAACGUAAUGGGAAUUUGCACAUGGUCGCCACCGUUGGAUCCUCUUGGCAACUCGUGUCGAGGUGUACAAUUUUGCGAAGAACUUGUCUCCGAGUUCAAUUUUCAUAGGUACGAUAAUCUAAAGCACGCGACGAACAAGAAGGAUCCGAGGAGGCACAAAUAUGAAACCAAAGGGCUCUCCAUCGUGAACCUUUUGUUCAGCGCGGCCAGCGGCGACGUUACCGCGAUGAGACGCCAUCGACUAAGCGGAAUGGACAUGACAUUAUCGGACUAUGAUGGAAGAACAGCCCUGCAUCUGGCUGCCAGCGAAGGGCAUUUGGACUGUGUCGAGUUUUUGAUCGAGCAAUGCGGUGUUCCACACGAUCCCAAGGACAGAUGGGGAAAACGACCGAUAGACGAGGCGGAAACCUUUGGGCACAUGCAAGUGGUAGAGUAUCUGAAUAACUAUGCUUUGGUCCGCAAAACGGAAUUGGAAAACGCGGUGAAGGAAACCGAGGGAGAGAGUACAGAGCCAAGGAAACACGUGGAAACCGCGGGUCAUACACCGUUACCUUAAACGGAGCUUCAGAUAGGAUAUUUUUUAUGGAAAACGGGCGUGUGAGAUUCAGAGUAUGAAUAUGUGGUCUAGGAUAGUAGGAAUGCGAUAAUAGGAACCAGAGGCCGCCGUGAUUCGAUUUAUUUUCGUACAAUGUUUUUACGCUUAACUUUCAAGUAUUAGCUUAGCGUUGACUCUCUGUAACCCGAUGUUCACUCACAAUAGUCUGUUCUUUUUUAUUCUAUUCUUCCGUUAAUAUUCGAUUUUUCCUCCUCUCGAGUCUCCAACAGCACAUACUAAUGUUUCCCAAACGUUAUUAAUCAUUAGACUGCGGAUAUUUAUGCAUGUAUGGGAUAUUUUAAUCCUGAAAAAACUACAGAAUGCAUUUAAUAUGCAAAAAUAUAAGAAAUACCUAAAGUAAGAUACGAAUUAUUAAUUCAUUAAUUCUAUUAAUAAAAAUGUGAAUUUGCAUAAAGAUCCGCAGUCUAUUAAUCAUAAAACACUUCAUCUCACGAUACAUGUACAGAACAUUUAUUUCUUUCCUGAAUUUUUGGGGCUAUUCAAUGAUUAAAUGCAUUUUAUCUAUGAAAAUAAAUAUAUUCUUUGUAAAAAAUGUUAUAUAUGUAUAUACAGUCGUAUUAAAACGACCCAAAAUUAUGAUUUUUAAUAAUACUGCGUUGUUAAGUUCAUAGACAUUAUUAGUGCGUGGCUAGUUUUUCAUAGAUGUCGUAAAAAUAGAGUCUACUUUGCCCAAGUAUUCGAUUAUACUUAUUAAUUUAUGCUGCUAUAUUAAUAACUGAACAAGAAUAAUGUCACUUUUUGGAAUAUAAUUAUAUGAAUCCUGAUAGUUAAAAUUGAUAAUUUCUCCUUUUAUCGAAGAAUAGUUUUUGUGGCAUUUCUAGUGUCAAAACAAUGGAAUAUUCGGGUUACAGAGGGCUAAGCAUGUUAGCCAAGUAUUACUCAGAAAGACGAUAACGGUCAUUUACAGUAUUAUUUGCACGAAUCUGUUUGCGUCUCGUUUUCUUCCGAUGAAAAGUGCGCAAACGUUCGCUCGAGUGCCUAAGGCAUUGUAAUAAUUUAUAACGAAAUCAUAAGUAGAUUAUAAUUGCCUCUUUUAAUGUAUUAAAUAUAGGUACUUGAUUAAGAGUCCGCGGAAGAUUGUACAAGGGAUGAAAUGAACACCGAAGAACGUCUUCGUAUCGAUAGCGUUUCAUUCAUUUAUGUGAUACUCGUUCCUAUUUACCUUCUAAUUUAGAAUACAUUCACAACUGCUUUCGAAGUAGAAACAUUUUUAUUUUUUAGGUAAAAUCUACGACCGAGAUCAAUUUACAAAAGUAGAAUGCGUGUCAAUUAUUUAAAUAUCCGUCGAAAAAUGUACAGAUUCGAACAUUGGUAGAAAGGGUAUAGCCGAAUAAGAUCUAUCAAUAGAGCACCAAGAAAAAACGUUCUGUGCCAAAUUUUAACCCUCUAUCUUGUUUGGAAGGGUAGUUAUUGAGAAAAUUCGUAUUAACGAAU